GAGAGGUGAGGGACGCUAGGAGCCCGAAAGUCUGAACUGGGUGCCGCCCACAGGGAGUUCUGAAGGCCAGGACUGUGAGGGUCGCUCGGGUUGAAAGAGUGGUUGAAACCACGCGGGCGUGAGUCAGUACGGCCCCAGAGGCCCUCCGCCCCUCGAGGGUGGGGAAUAUAUGGGGGAGGGAGUAGAGUAGGGCAGGAGAAACUGGGCCAGGCCGCACUUAACUCAAGGAGCCUCGAGGACACUCCGCGUCUCUGUAGACAAGGGCUCUACAUGCACUCCAGAAUAAAGAGUUGUAAGACGGCGACCAGGGGCGGCCGGGCGGUCUGACAGUCAGGCGGAGGAUGGGGGUCCGCCCGGGCUGGCUUCAGCCCUUCAGGCCAUCUGGCCACUCAGCCUGCGUACUAAAAUGCGGACACCUUUCCCGAGCGCGUUCUCCCCCCUCCCUUCCCCACUUCUCCCCUGCUUCCGCCCGUUGCCUCCUCCCUCCAGAGAAGGAAAACUUCGCGUUCCGCCGCGAAGCUAGACCCCUGGAUUGGAAAAUAGGGGAGAAUCAGGAUAGGGACAUCGGAUCCUUGGGUCGUUGGGUGCAGCGGGGCCUGGGGAGGCUGCCUCUCCAUUUCCAGGAGGAUCCUGGGCCUAAGGACAGAUCCCCAGAGCGCCGAGUUGGAGGCGGAGCUUCCGGAGUGCUUUGGCGGGAGCAUGCUAGGGCUCCGGUGGCCGCGGCUUCCGCCGGCGGGGGUCCUGUUCCUGUUGCCGCUUCUGCCACUGCUGCUGCUGCCGGGGACCCCGGCGCUCCACCUCGCUACCUACACCUACAAGCCGGUCAUCGUGGUGCACGGGCUCUUCGACAGCUCGUACAGCUUCCGCCACCUACUGGAAUACAUCAACCAGACACACCCCGGGACUGUGGUGACAGUGCUUGAUCUCUUUGAUGGAAGAGAGAGCUUGCGGCCCCUGUGGGAACAGGUGCAGGGGUUCCGAGAGGCUGUGGCCCCCAUCAUGGCGAAGGCCCCUGAAGGAGUACAUCUCAUCUGCUACUCACAGGGUGGCCUUGUGUGCCGGGCACUGCUCUCUGUCAUGGAUGAUCACAAUGUGGACUCUUUCAUCUCCCUCUCCUCUCCACAGAUGGGACAGUAUGGAGACACAGACUAUUUGAAGUGGCUGUUCCCCACCUCCAUGCGGUCUAACCUUUACCGGAUCUGCUAUAGCCCCUGGGGCCAGGAAUUCUCCAUCUGCAACUAUUGGCAUGACCCUCACCAUGAUGACUUGUACCUCAACGCCAGCAGCUUCCUGGCCCUGAUCAAUGGGGAAAGAGACCAUCCCAAUGCCACUGCAUGGCGGAAGAACUUUCUUCGUGUGGGUCACCUGGUGCUGAUUGGAGGCCCUGAUGAUGGUGUUAUUACCCCGUGGCAGUCCAGCUUCUUUGGUUUCUACGAUGCAAAUGAGACGGUCUUAGAGAUGGAGGAACAACUGACGCUGAUGGUUCCGCUCCGCUACAAUGAGUCCUACAGCCAACCCACAUACAAACCCUACCUGACCCUGUGCACCGGGCGGCGUGUCUGCAGCACCUACAGGACUGUGUACCACGUAGCGUGGAGGGAAGUGAGGAGGGAGGUGCAGCAGACCCACACCGUGUGCUGCCAGGGCUGGAAGAAGCGGCACCCAGGGGCACUCACCUGUGAAGCCAUAUGCACCAAACCCUGCCAGAAUGGAGGCAUCUGUGUGCAGCCGGAUCAGUGCGAGUGUGCCCCUGGCUGGGGGGGGAAGCACUGUCACGUGGAUGUGGAUGAAUGCAGGACCAGCGUCACUCUUUGCUCACACCACUGCCUCAACACAGUGGGCAGCUUCACCUGCAGCUGCCCCCAUGGCCUGGGGCUGGGCCCAGAUGGGCACACCUGUGCGAAGGGCUCUCAGGAGCCCCCAACCAGUACCAGCAUCCUCAGCGUGGCCAUUCGUGAGGUGGAACAUGAUGAGCAUACCUUAAGGCAGGAGAUUAGGGAGCUUCGAGGGCGCCUGGAGCAGCUGGAGCAGGUGAGCAGAGGUGCCCGGGGCCCUUGGGACACAAUGGCCCAGCCCCAACCUCCUGAGGUAUCUCUUUCUUGGCAGUGGGCAGGCCAGGCCGGGGCCUGGGUCAGAGCUGUGCUGCCUGUGCCGCCUGAAGAGCUACAGCCUCAACAGGUGGCUGAGCUGUGGGGCCGGGGCGACAGGAUCGACUCUCUCAGUGACCAGGUGCUGCUGCUGGAGGAGAAGCUAGGCACCUGUGAGUCCUCCCCCACUUCUUCCCCACCAGGGACCUUAGAGACUCCCCCCCAUCUCCGGCUUCCUCUUUUCCCAGAAUCCCUCCCCAACACUCUCUCCCCACACCUUCCUGGAUACAUCUGCUUCACCACCCCUCUCUUCCUGGGAGUCUGGCCUAAGCCCAGUGGUUCUGGCUAAUUGUUGGGUGACAGUGUCAGUCUCUCCAGCACCACUGCCCCACUCCGGACUGGCGGCAGCCCCCACAGGCCACAGCCAAUGUUUUGUUUCUAUCUCCUUGUCAUUAACCAGGCUCCUGUGAGGACAACAGCCUGGGCCCUGGCCUCAACCGCUGAUAAGGAACCUCUGCAGCAGCCCCGCCCCCUAAUUUAUACAGAAACUGAACCCCUCAAUAUUCUGUGGUUAGCUCGCUGGGGAGCUGUAGAUAAUGCUGUCUGGUCACCUAGGAGCAAAGAAAAGUGCGGCAAG
This is a messenger RNA of Loxodonta africana (African savanna elephant), 2724 nucleotides long. Its product is annotated as lysosomal thioesterase PPT2. The transcript is spliced from 14 exons. Bases 700 to 2436 code for a protein of 578 amino acids. Gene Ontology annotation, cellular component: cell surface; extracellular region; lysosome. The record is from RefSeq and is a predicted model, not a curated record. Gene Ontology annotation, biological process: anatomical structure development. Lineage: Eukaryota; Metazoa; Chordata; Mammalia; Proboscidea; Elephantidae. Gene Ontology annotation, molecular function: palmitoyl hydrolase activity; signaling receptor binding; calcium ion binding.